AUGUCUGACAUAAACAAAACGACUGAUAAUGGGCGGAGGGCCGGGGGAAUCGGUCGACUUUUGACAGAUGAGUCGUUUGAAGGGAAGAAGAAGACCGAUGUCGAUCACUUUCCCGCGGCACACACCAAAAAGUUGAUUGACGAUGGCAAUAUUCAUUUGUCACAAGUGCGGCAAACCCCAUAACUUGGCUGCUGUCUCGCGAAGGGGCGUGGUCUUCCUCUGGCCUCUCUCUGAUCUCCGUUCUCUCUCCUCAGUCGUUCUCUUCAAUCCCAAUUAUAUUUUCUUUUUCAUCUAUUCUUCUAUUCUCUCUCAUUCCCAAAUUAUCUCUCCAUUCUACCCCACUUUAACUGACAAUGCCAUAACUUCCUAGCUCGUAAAUUAAGGGCCAUAAAUUAAGACCAGUGCUUUCUGGGCGGUGUUUCCUUUGGUCAUCUAAUCUCGAGCCAUCUUCCCCAAUUCAUUAAGGCGCGACGUUAUUUAUGAAGCCGGGUGAUGGAUGAACUGCCCGCCACUUCCAACAUCCCGGUCUUCUGUAGCUAAUUUAUGGCUUCGGGGCGAGAUUCAAGAGCUGCCAUAACGCGGGCGAAGACAAAUUAAAGGACGGGAUGAUUAACUGCUUCAAAUGGGCGAAUAAUUAAUUACCCGAUAAAUCAGCCCCAAACGGUCGAUAAUAAAUGAAUCUUGAGGGGCUUGUUUAUCGCUGUCAGUGCCCUCCGGGUUAUUACUCAUACCGUGCCCUGGGGGCGAAAUUGCGAAAGUUCUGGAGUUAGAAUUUGUGAACAAAGAGAGCAACACAAAAUAAAAACUCAUUGUCAUAAAAAAUCGUAAAAAGUAAGAAUCAAUGACAUUAAUAAGAACAUUUCAGCAACAUAACUCAUUCGAACGGUCAGUCAGCUAUGGAAGCAACGUGUUAUCCCCCAACAAACGAGGCCAUCUGCUCUGCCGCCUGGCGGCUUUCGACAUUCCCACAGUGCCGAAACAGGUAGGUCGUAAAUCAACCGUCCGUCAUCGUCGUUAAGGCCUCCUCGCCCCUACCACACGAAACCCAUCGCAUAUACGAUCAUCACCAUCUCAACUCACGAUCCUGGAACGACGAUUAUCAGCCGGAGGAGCUGGAGAAACCGGCCUAUGGGGGAGUCCAGGUGACGGCCGUAGUGCGAGGAACCUCCUCCAUCUUGUUCUCGAGGGUAAGUCUUAUCGAGGAUGAUGAUUAAUUGACUCGACUUGGAGUUUGAUUAGCCGAAAACGAUUGAUAACGAGAUUGAUGGCUGUAAUGUCAACUCGAAUUGAAUGCUGACAAGAUUGAUAGCCAUUCACAAGAUCGAUAUGAUCAUCAAACAAUAAACAGGCCUUAGGCGUUAAUGUCAUCUGAACGUCUAACACUCGGAUUUCAAACUUGAAAUCAGCAUUUCAAAUAAUUUACAUAACUGCGACAAAUAAUUUCAAGUUAAUUCUAUUUGUUUAAUAUUGCAAGCAAUUGAGUAACGUGUUAAUAUCUACAUAUGAUGUUCAGAGUGAUCAUUCCUCCUCAUCCACUUCACCACAGCGAAUCACAGCUCUGAGUCCAGCGUCGCCUUACCAACCCUCUCCUUUAUCAACAUAUUCCACUGAUACAUUCAAAGCGGAACCCUCCAGGCCAGACAAAUUGGCCAGAGAAUGUCAAGAUCUCUGGAAGACCCGCAGAUCCUUGGCCCAUGACUUUGAACGACCCAGAACAACGUCUCUGCUGAUGAUGAACAACACUUCCACUGACAUUGCCUCAGACGAUCCUUCAACCAGUUUCGAAUCAAACACAAUUGCAGUAGAUGCAUCUUUCAAUGAAGCCAAACAUCAGAAUAUCUCGGCCGAGGUCAGAAGACAAAAGUAUCGCUCACUGCUCUUAAAUCGAAGAGCGAGUUCGAGGAGAAAAAGAAGAGGAAAUUCCAUUAAUCUGCAUCUCCGUGACGAUAUUCUCAACGAACUCACAGAAAGAUCUUCAAGCUUUAGGUAAGCAGGUGAUAUCACAAUUUAUGCAUCACAAAGACAAGGUAUUUUAUUGCAAUAAUUGCAGAGAUAGUGACAGCUCUAUGUCCCUUAGACCUCGUCGAUUAUCGAACAAACAUAAGGAAAAUCGAAUAGUCAGAGCAACUUCAUUGGCCCUCAAAAAUAUAAAUAAACAGAGAAGAACGUUGGAGCACGGUAAGUUGGUCUGGCCAAUUUUUUAUUAAUUUAAAAAAUCAAUUUAUAAAAAUUUCUUAUAGCUACAAGAUCUUAUGAUAUGGCAGGAAGAGACUACAGUGUAGAUCGAACUUCAGACUCCAUUUUCAAGAACUUUAUCCGAGUCGACCCCCAAUUCGAGGAAUAUCGACCGCGAACUCCGACCUUGCCCAGUCGAUUACGACCGGUCGAUCAUGAAUAUCAGAGUCGACCCUUCAGUCAUUCCAUCGAUUACUAUUCUUCAUUUCGAUAA
Bursaphelenchus xylophilus (pine wood nematode) is the source of this 2449-nucleotide messenger RNA. NCBI's taxonomy places the organism in Eukaryota, Metazoa, Nematoda, Chromadorea, Rhabditida, Aphelenchoididae. The record is from the annotation of a GenBank genome assembly.